AUGCCAGGGAGAAACACACAUGACGAGCAACGCAAUGAAGAGAAUCAAGCCACCGGGAACCGCACAGGGUUCUGUGUAGGAGAAUAUAUUCUGCCUGAGGGUCCUGUGGAUGUCAUUUUGGGGAAAGAUGUGACGCUUAAAGUGCUGUAUAAAAAGCAGGACGGUGACAUUUUUAUAUGGAUUUACAGCGACGGGAAAGACACAAGUAAUGUAGCCGUAUUGCGCCCGGAUGGUUCGUUUUCGGUAGGCAAAGCCUAUAAAGGCAGAGCUUCUAUUAACACCACCAAUGGAUACCUGACUUUGAAGUCCCUAAAAUCAGAGGACAGCGGGGAUUACGACCUCACCAUUGUAGCGGCAAAUACUCUUUCUGGAGCGAUAAAAGUCCGGGUUCUCGAGCCUGUGACUGAUGUUGUGAUCAAGUCAGAUUUGCCUGAAGCCAUCGAGCACAACAGCACAGUGGUUCUAACCUGCUCUUCUAAAGGAUCUUUCCUUAAAUUCACCUGGCUAAAUAAAACCAAGGCUAUUGUUAUUGAUGGCGACCGGAUAACCAAGGAAGAUUCUCAGGAUGGAUUAUCCAGUAAGCUGACCAUCAGAGAUGUCCUCAGGUAUGACCUUAGCCAAAUCGUCUGCACAUCAGCCAACACACUGGAAAAACAGGACAGCGCCCCUUUCAACCUCACAGUCAACUAUGGGCCCGAAGAUGUCAUCUUAACUCCCUCUUUAAUUGCGGAGUACGUGCCUUCCAAGUCCAACUUCAACCUAACAUGUUCAGCCUCCUCCAGCCCCUCGGCCACCUUUACCUGGUUUCACGACGAGAAGGACAUACAGGCCACAGGUCCAGUCCUCACUCUGAAAGUCAUUGAGGAGAAGGGAUUUGGGAAGAAUCCGGCUGACUACAAGUGUGUUGCUGAAAAUGCCAAGACCAAACGUUUUGUUACUUCUAAUGUUGUCAGAUUCUCUGUGAUGGAGCCCAUUUCUGGUGUUUCAAUCACUGGUCCUUCUGAUAUCCUCAUCGCUGGGAACAGCUCGGCCAAUAUCAGCUGCCAGGAAAAAGCAGGAAAGGUUUUGGAGCGUGUGUGGCUGAAGGAUGGUAAAACCCUCUCCCCCAGUACCCGUAUCAUCUUCUCCAGUGACAAAAGCUCAAUCUUUAUCAAGACACUGCAAAAAGAAGACAAUGGAAACUACACAUGCCAGCUCAGCAACACUGUCAGCAAAGAAAAUGCCCAUUUUAAGAUGGUGGUCAACUAUGGUCCUGAAACAUUCGAGGUGACGGGUAAAAAGGAAGUUGAGUUGGGUGACAAUUUAGAUCUCCGCUGUUCUGUCCAAUCUGUUCCUCCUGCAAAGAUUAUCUGGAAGAUAAAUGGCACAGUGAUCCCAAAUGAAACAAAGGAAGUGUUGAGCCUUAAGGAUGCUAAGUACAAAGACUCAGGGAUAUACACAUGUGAGGCAAGCAACGCUGUCACUGGCAAGAACGCCACCUCCUCCUCCACACUCAGUGUCAAAGAAGAGAUAGAGGAGGGUCUGUCAGACGGAGCUAUUGCUGGAAUUGUCAUUGCAUGCCUUGUUGCAGUUGGAGCUGCCAUUGGCUUGUUCUUCUACUGUAGACAGAAAGUACCGAUGUCGUCACCAUACUAAAAAGAUCCCCCUGUUGGCCUAAAAUGUCAACUUUUUUUCCCAUGAUCCCCUUGUGCAAUGCAGAGAAGUGCCUGGGUGGAUCCAGCUGGCUUCCUGUGAACAACUCGUCUAACCAGCUCCUACAUUAGGCCUCUCUCUCUGUCUCUCUCUCUCUCUGAUGGACAAGGAUUAUGGAAAUGUGGUUUUAAUGGAACACUAGAUCUUUUUAACAUUUGGAUUUUUUUUUCUUACGUUUAUCUAUAGUAUUUCCUUCAUUAACUUGCAUCUCUUCCUUGGAUCAGUUUUAUCUUCAUCCGCCUUUACUCCAACAUCUUAGAAUAAUCUAAUCUCUCUGACUUUCUCCUUUUGCGAAACAGACAUUUCUGCUGUGGACAUGUUUCCUUGACUAAAAAAAAGCUCACAGACAACGUCUUAUCCUACUGAACACCUAAGAAGAACACACACAGGCAUAUAUUGUUAUACCCAAAUAAAAUGUGAUGCAUACAUGCAUGGGUGAUCACCACCGUUGAGGCCCCCCAGGCAAAAGUCUGGAUGUUCUGGUUCAAAUAAGUAGCUAAAAAAACAGUUCCGCUUUAUCUCAUUGCCUGUUCCAGGUGGGUGGAGUCACCCAGAUAAGACACUUCAAGCGUAGUGGAGGGUUUUAAAGUUGAAGAUCUUUCUCUGAGCUCAAAGAGUUUUGAUCCGUAAUACCUCAGUUUGUUUGGCGUUCACCGACGCAUGAGAAGUUUUCUGCCACACCUGCUGAGUCAACUUUUUAUUUAUUUAUACUAUGCUAAGAUCAGUAGUAAACGGUCAGCAUCUCCGACAUAACCCAGCAGCUUUGCUACGCAGAACAUUU
This is a messenger RNA of Cyprinodon variegatus (sheepshead minnow), 2473 nucleotides long. Its product is annotated as carcinoembryonic antigen-related cell adhesion molecule 5-like. The record is from RefSeq and is a predicted model, not a curated record. The transcript has 10 exons. Lineage: Eukaryota; Metazoa; Chordata; Actinopteri; Cyprinodontiformes; Cyprinodontidae. Bases 1 to 1635 code for a protein of 544 amino acids.